AUGCGCACAUCCCGCGCCCAUGACCAUCGAAAAAGUCCUUCGAACGUGCGCUCCUCGAGCGCUUACAGUAUGGAAGAGCUCGAGCCUUGGCCCGAAGACGACCACCGCCACGUGUUUAUUGAUCGCCCAAAUUCCCAUCAGUCAUCGACAUCUGACGCAUGGCGCGACGAAGGGCAGUAUUUCGGGUCGCCGCCGGAAGGAAAGCGCAAGACUCUCUUCUCGGGACCUCCACCACCAAUCACAUCUACAAUACUGCCGCCAAAGACGCAAUCUAGAAGCCUCGAUCCAAGCGAGCGCCCUCGCAACACGGGCCUUGGGAGCUUGAUCUGGGACUAUAAUCAACCGCAGGGUGAGGCACCCUCAUACAAGACCGAUUCGACUUGGCGCACAAUCCGGAGACACGAGAGGGGUUUACAAAGAGAGAUUCAGGAUCUCCUUGAUGCGCAGGGGAAUGGUCUCGUGGCCAGUGGUGAAGACGAGUACAGUGAUGCUGGAGAUAGUACGCCCACUGGCACAUUCUACUCUUCAAACUCUCGACUGGCCAAUACACUCUACAUUCCCCCUCAAUCCACGGCAGAGGGAGACGUGAUCCCCGUUCGCCAGCCGAAGCCAAGCACACCACGCGGACUACGGGCAGCAAGGACGGGACUAAGAAGGUCUAUCUCGGUAUUUGCUAAGCUCAAAGCGGAAGAGAAUCAGCACGUCGAAGAUGCUCUUGCGGAGCGCAGGAAGGCUCUGAGUCAACUACACAGACUGAGCCUCCGCAAGGAUAGUGUUGAGACCGAAUUGAAGACACUGGAGGAUGAUGAGCAGGAACCCUUGGGAAAAGAGCUAAGGGAGCUUGGUGAACGCUACGAGUCUAUCACAAGCGAUAUCCGAGAGCUCGAGGAAAAGCUCAUCGGCAUGCGAAACCAAAGGCGCUGGCUCAGAGAGAAAAUGGAAGAUGUUAGAAACCGGAGAGAUGCUGGCCUGAGUGGGUAUCGCGGGGCGUUGAAAGACGUCGACUCGGAGGUCGCUCGCAUCAUGCGUCAUCCCCCUUUCCAACCGCUGGAUAGCGAUGCACUUGGCAAAGCGCCCUCGACGGGAGGGCAAGAGUUCAUCCGCAUGAUUCCAGAGAGGCGCACGGUUGAUAUGGCUAAGGGCUGGUGGGAGCAAGAAAUCGCUGCCCUCGAUAAACGGAAAACACUCGUGGAAAAUGAGCAACGAGCGCUUCAAGAAGGUGGCAUCGUAUGGAACGAUGUCAUGCGUCUGGUGGCCGACUACGAAGCUCGCUUUCGAGCUGUUGUCAAGGGUGAGCAGUCAGUCUCGACCAAAGGAAAAGAAAAGCAGGUCUCCCAGGAGGAGAUGUUGCGCGCACAACUCCCAGAGAUGGACAAGGUGAUGAAAGAGUUGAAGAGACACCAUGAGCUUGCUGAAGACAAGAGCUGGACAUUGCUAAUCUGCGCUAUUGGCGCUGAGCUGGAAGCCUUGCAGCAGGGCCAGGAGAUGCUCAGAGAACUGCUGGACGUGUCACUGGUAGACCGCACAUCCUCCCACGACUCAGAUCACGAUGACCAAAAGGCACACGCAGACCAGCAGGACAGUGACAAUGAGGUACCGGCUGAUCUCAUGCUUUCCAAGGUUGAUAGUCGGCCAAGCCAGGCAUCAGCAGGCAGCAUCGACAACGAUGUUCCGCCGGAUUUAAUGGCGGAGCAUCAGCAAGAGCCGAGGGAGAAGUUGGACUAG
Molecule: messenger RNA, 1725 nt
Organism: Emericellopsis cladophorae
Lineage: Eukaryota; Fungi; Ascomycota; Sordariomycetes; Hypocreales; Bionectriaceae
Exons: 1
Coding region: 1-1725 (574 amino acids)
Source: RefSeq, a predicted model, not a curated record